This is a messenger RNA of Portunus trituberculatus (swimming crab), 7053 nucleotides long. It is a transcript of the gene raptor, whose product is annotated as regulatory-associated protein of mTOR-like. The record is from RefSeq and is a predicted model, not a curated record. Gene Ontology annotation, molecular function: protein-macromolecule adaptor activity; protein binding. The coding region runs from base 76 to 3879 and encodes 1267 amino acids. Gene Ontology annotation, biological process: cellular response to amino acid stimulus; regulation of autophagy; positive regulation of cell growth. Gene Ontology annotation, cellular component: TORC1 complex; cytoplasm. NCBI's taxonomy places the organism in Eukaryota, Metazoa, Arthropoda, Malacostraca, Decapoda, Portunidae. The transcript has 24 exons.
GAUGUAAACAAGAGUGUGGUGGAGGCUGGCCACCCUCACGUGCUAAUCUGCGUUUCCCCAAUUCAAGCAAGAAGGAUGGAGGUGAACAGAAUUAGUAAGGAGAAGGAAGAGGAGGAGGAGGAGGAGCCCGUGAAGGUGUUGAGUGAGGCGCGUCACCUGGAGGCCAUCAAGGCGCCCAAUACUGCAGCACACUCGUGGAGACUCAAGGAACGGAUGAAGACAGUAAGUGUGGCACUAGUGCUGUGUCUCAACAUUCCUGUGGAUCCACCAGACAUUGUUAAGACUCAGCCCUGUGCUCGCCUAGAGGCAUGGAUAGACCCUCUUGCCAUGCCACCAUCCAAAGCUAUAGAAGCAAUUGGCAACAGCCUACAGAAAGCCUAUGAGCGAUGGCAGCCUCGUGCACGCUAUAAACAAUCCCUUGACCCCACUGUAGAAGAAGUCAAGAAGCUGUGCAUGUCUUUAAGGAGGAAUGCCAAGGAAGAACGCGUCCUCUUCCACUACAAUGGGCAUGGUGUCCCUAAACCAACUACAAAUGGAGAGAUUUGGGUAUUUAACAAGAGUUAUACUCAGUAUAUUCCAUUAUCCAUCUAUGAACUUCAAACAUGGAUGGGUGCUCCAUCCAUAUAUGUUUAUGAUUGUUCGAAUGCAGCUGUUAUCAUCCAUCUAUUUGAGCAGUUUGCAGAGCAGCAUGAGGAAGAAUGGAGGAAAGGAAAUAAUGGUGGUAGUGGCACUGGUGCUGGCUCUACCCCACCUUCCUUCAAACAGUGCAUACAGCUUGGGGCAUGUGAAGCAAAAGAAAUUCUGCCAAUGAAUCCUGAUCUUCCUGCUGAUGUGUUUUCAGCAUGCCUAACCACUCCUAUCUGCAUGGCAGUGCGUUGGCACCUCCUGCAUAAUAAAGGCAAACUAUUACAGGGAGUUAACCUUGAUGAUGCAGAUAAGAUUCCAGGCCAACUUAGUGACCGGCGCACAUUACUGGGUGAGCUCAACUGGAUCUUCACAGCUAUUACUGAUACUAUUGCUUGGAAUACCUUACCACGUGACCUAUUCCAGAAACUUUUCCGUCAAGACUUACUUGUGGCAAGCCUGUUUCGCAACUUUCUAUUGGCUCAGCGUAUCAUGAGAUCAUAUGAUUGUACUCCAGUGUCCUCCCCCAAGUUGCCCCCAACACAUCAGCACCCCAUGUGGGUAGCAUGGGAUCUGGCACUGGAGCUGUGUCUUGACCAGAUGCCCAUGGUGCUCAGUACAGAGGAUCCCUAUUCACAUGUGCAUUCACCAUUUUUUGAGGAGCAGCUGACCGCCUUCCAAGUGUGGCUUGACCUUGGGCAUGAGUGUCGAGAAUCCCCUGAGCAACUUCCAAUUGUCCUACAGGUUCUUUUAAGUCAGGUUCAUCGCCCUCGGGCUCUGGAACUUCUUGGCAGCUUCUUGGCUCUGGGACCCUGGGCGGUGAAUCUGGUGUUGUCAGUGGGCAUCUUUCCCUAUGUGUUGCGUCUCCUCCAGUCCACUGCCAGAGAGCUGAGGCCUCUGCUGGUAUUCUUGUGGGCAAAGAUUUUGGCUGUUGAUCCUAGCUGUAAGGGGGACCUGGUGCGUGAAAAUGGCUACAAGUAUUUUCUGCAAGUUUUAUCAGACUCAUCUAUGCCAGCAGAGCACAGGACCAUGGCUGCAUUUGUAUUGGGUGUGAUAGUGUGGGAGCAUCCAGAAGGACAGCGGGUAGCUUUGCAAGGCUGCCUUAUGCCCCUUUGUCUUGAACAAGUGAGUGAUCCCCAUCCUCCCCUGCGACAGUGGGCCACAAUAUGCUUGGGGCGCACGUGGCAUCACCAUCCUGAUGCUCGCUGGACUGCUACAAGGGACAAUGCUCAUGAAAAAUUGUUUACCCUGUUAUCUGACCCAGUUCCUGAGGUGCGAGGAGCUGCAGUAUUUUCCUUAGGCACCUUCAUCAGCAGCAUACCGUCUCGGGACAGAAGUGACCAUGCACGUCUCAUAGACCAGACUGUUGCCAUCACCCUUGCAACCACUGUUACCCAUGAUGGGUCUCCACUAGUCAGGCAGGAAUUGGUUGUGGCAUUACAAUACUUUGUGCAGACAUAUGAGAGCUCCUUCUUGAAUGUUGCUCACCAGUACUUUUUGGAAGAGGCUGGAGUUGACCUUUCUCCUCAGUCACCAGCCUCUUCAAUGGACAGUAUCAUCAUGUCACCUUCCAACAGCCUUACUCGGAAGUUUUCACGGCAAAACAAUAAGCAGUUGUCCUCACCUGGCCAGGGUUUAGGGUCAAGUCCAGAUUCUUCAUUCUCUGACAACAUAUACGCAUCUCCCAUGGGAGUGAAGCGAGCAGCCUCCACACACUCCAUCUCCUCCAUUGGGUCGGGGGGGAUACUAGGUGGAGGAGUUAGCAGCUUGUCCUACAGUGGAAUGUAUUUGAAGUUGUGGAAUGCAUUGAUCACUCUGCAACAUGAUCCCUUCCCUGCUGUGGCCAGUCUGGCGAACACCGUGAUACAGUAUGUUCGCUCUAAGCUUAAGAAUUUUGGGAGGGAACCAUCAGAACAGCGGGUUGAAUCAGCUCCUGGGACUCCCGUCAACAAACCAAUGUUCAUUGUAGGGGAAUCACCACCAUCACAUCACCACCUGGAUCCUGUACCCCCACGCACACGCUCUAGGAACCACCACAAUCAUAAUGAAGAUGGAGAAAGCACUUUCUUAAAACCACUGGUUACAACAGAAUUUGUGGAGUGGAGUGCCACAUCCUUUAUCCUCCCUAGACAAAAGUCUUCUGAGCUGAACUCUGCUUCUUCUCCACUCCAUUCCUUUUCCUGCAGCAGAUCCUCCAAUUCACGAUUGUUAGGAGAAUGUGAGGAGCGACGAAGUGUUGGCACUAACAAACUUGAUGAUCAGGUGUUUGUGCAUCGAAAUCCAGGACCUCCAGCUGUACUCCUUUUCCACCCCAUUGAACCUCUUCUUACUGUGGCAGACAAAACCAAUGUGACGGUGUGGGAUGUGGAACGCAGCCACCGAGUUACUCACUGGACCAAUAACAAUGGAGGCUCCAGCUGCAUCUCCUCCUUAGCUGUGCUGAACCCUGGUACAUCACACACCUGUGUUGCUACAGGAUGUGAUGAUGGAAGUGUGCGAGUAUGGCAAGGGGUGUUCCAGGAACAAACAUCAUCUUCAAGCCCCCAGGAAACUGCACCAUCUCUUCUUACCUCCUAUCAAGCAUCCACAGAUGUCAAUCCUGCUACCAGGAGUGUAGGUUUAUUGAUGAGCUGGGAACAGGACACAGCAACAAUGGUAGUGGGUGGAGAUUCUCGUACCAUCAGACUAUGGGAUUUGAAGGCUGAGCGUCGUACCUCAGAACUGCCCACAGGAGGAGACUCUUCAUCCAUUGUGACAGCUCUUCACUCCCACCAAGCAGGCCCAUGGGUAGUGGCAGGUUUCUCAGAUGGAUAUGUGCGAGUAUUGGACAGGCGUCUUUCCAGUAAUAAGACUGUGGUGAGGCAGUGGCGAGAACACACUUCAUGGGUGAUCAGUGCUCACCUCCUUAAUGCAUCACAGGCCACCACCAAGAUCAUAACUGGAGUGGUAUCAGGUGAGGUGCGUCUGUGGGACAUGAGACAAGCUAACUCUGUUCAAGUAUGUGCACCCCACCAUGAAAUGACAGCAAUGGCCACCCAUGCUAAUGCUCAUCUCUUUGCCACAGGAUCUGUAGAGCAGGUCAUUGGUGUGCAUCAUGCCAGUGGCUCCUGUGUUAACACCAUUAAAUACCAUGAGGGAUUCAUGGGCACCCGCAUCGCUCCAGUGUCGUGUCUGGCCUUCCACCCCCGCCGUGUCCUUUUGGCAGCUGGCACCACUGACACAUACAUCACUGUAUAUGGUCUGUCACACAGAUAGUAGCCUCAAGGAUGUGUCAAGUUUUUUGGGGGGAGGGUAGGGGGGAGGGGUGAUAUGUAUGGAACUUGCAUACAGCUGACUUACAAUGAGACAAACAAUUUUGCUGUAUUCCUUGUUUAUUUUCAAGCUCCCCUUCAGUUUUGUGCUUUUUAACUAUUGCGGUUUUAGAUGUUACCUCCUGUUGCCACCAUCAGGUAGUAGAGUACCUUGUGGUCUUAAAGAGGCAUGUAAUACUGCCGUGUUAUUUCAACAUUACUUUAAAGACUAUACUGCAUUGUUAGUUGAAUGUUAUUUUAAAGAUUAGUGAUCAUGAGGUUAUUGUAAAAGAAUCUUGCACAACCAAGCUAAAUGGCAGUUAUGAUAAAUAUUAUUGUUGCAGUAUAUAGUAAUUUUAGAAACAUUAAAAAUAGAUAAAUACAUUAUAAGAAUCAAUUACAAAUGUGGGGUCAUUUUGAGUUGGAAUGUCACAUUCAAAUUAUAAAGCAAUUAUGCAGAUAAUCAAAUAAUACUGAAAACUGCACUAACAAUCAUAAAAACUUGAGUCAUCAAACCAUGCUUAAAGAACACUGCUUCAUGUAUCUAAAGAGAAUUUACUCAGGAAAUUAUAAAUUUUCAGUGGAACACAAAAACCUCAAAUCUCUCUCUCUCUCUCUCUCUCUCUCUCUCUCUCUCUCUCUCUCUCUCUCUCUCUCUCUCUCUCUCUCUCUCUCUCUCUCUCUCUCUCUCUCUCUCUCUCUCUCUCUCUCUCUCUCUCUCUCUCUUACUCUCUCUCAAUUUACGAAAUGUUUGAUUAAUAGUUUAGUUUGUGGGUUAAUUUGGUCUUCUCAUAUUCUUGAUAAAUUAGUUUUAUUACUUUUAUGUGUCUCAUACCCUGUAAUAUAUUUAAUAUAACAUAUUUAGAGGGAAAUUGAGAAAACAGUGUCAUGAUACUUUGCUCUUAAAAUGUUAUAGAUGUUGGCAGAUACAUUUUUUUAAUGUUAAUGUUGCUGUCAAUAGUGUUUCAGCAAAGCAGGUUGAUACUAACAUGUGAAAAUUAUGUACUAUGAUCGUAAUUGCCUGAUGACUGACAGCCAUAAAUACAAUGUGAAUCAUGUAUAGCACCAGGAAUGGUUUUUGAUAUUGCAUUUUUUUUUUCUCCCACUCUUAAAAGUACUAAUGUGUGUGUGUGUGUGUGUGUUAAGAUGGUAACAUUUUUAAUUUUACUUAACAUUAAAAUCUCCAUCUCAGUACAGAAUUAUGUAUUUUGUAAAAUUAGCACUAAUACAUGGCUCAUAUUCAAAUUGCAGUUAUUGAAAUCCUGAGAGCUGAUGGUUGAUGUGCAUGGAUCAGUAUCUAAAAUCUGAAUUGUUUUGUAGUUGAAUAAGUAGUUGUUAUAAUAUAAGUUGGAUUUAAGAAAAUCUUGAAGUGCCUGAGUUGAGAGUUAUAUCCAGCAUGAUAGUGAGAUUGGAUGUAGUUUUGUGUAGUUACUAGAAGAAAAAUGUAUGAAGGACUGUAUGAUUGGAAUUGAAAGGGUUCCAUACCCUAGCCAUUUCUUAGUAAAAGAGAUUGCUACAGGUUAUUUCCAUUUUGGAAUAUAAUGGUUGUUGCAAAUGUGAAUUAGAAAAUAUGGUUUCUAAUAUGUGGCCUAUCUAGAGAAACUUAAGUAGUAAAAAUUAAUGGCUUUGGCAGAUUUAAGGGAAAAGUUAGAUAAUUUUGAUGAAUCAAUCUGCUUAAUUAAUCUCACAUCCCCUAGUCAUUGUUACUAGAAUUGCUUUUGUUUGGAUAAUAAAACAUGUGAUGUAAUUAUGAAAUUCUGUAAAUACUUCAUUCUUAAGAAAUAUUUAAUCAUGAUUUAUUGUUAUUCAUAACUAUAAUACACACACAAAUGUAAAGUCAUACACCUACUUAAUAACAUUCAGUGAAUUGGAUUUAUUUGCUGAAGUGAAAGACAUUCUUAUCAUAUAAUGAUUAUUCAAUAUUUUCAUCUUAUUAUCAAUAACUGUCCUGUAAAGCCAUUGUAUUAUUAAUUGUUUUAGAUUUAUCUAUAUUGAAAAAAAAAUAAAAUUUUAAUGAUAAUUGUACCUUUGACCAAGGGACAUGUGGCAUAAUGCAGAAGCUGACUAGAGAGUAGGGUUCAGCAUAUGAGUUUUGUCACAUUUGGUCUCUGAGCACAAGGGAAUUGUGCAUGUUAACAAGACAUUUUGAUUCUCAUUUAUUCAGGGAUAAAUUCACAUGGCUUUCUUUUAAUCUCUCUCUCUCUCUCUCUCUCUCUCUCUCUCUCUCUCUCUCUCUCUCUCUCUCUCUCUCUCUCUCUCUCUCUCUCUCUCUCUCUCUCUCUCUCUCUCUCUCUCUCUCUCUCUCUCUCUCUCUCUCUCUCUCUCUCUCUCUCUCUCUCCUAUAAAAUUAUAUGUCUUAUAUAAGAGGAUAUGUAAUCAGGAUUUUAAUCUAAAUGUUUUACAUAACUAAAUUAAUUUAAAGGAUGUUAAUAGAAUGAGGCUUCCUUAUGCUAAGUUCUGUAUUGUUGCAUACCUUCACCAUGAUGUUUACAGUUGGUAAUAAUAUUAGAUCAUAUCUGUGAAAGAAAUCCCUAAACUAUGUUUGCUUGUACCUGCAGAAAUGUUUUGGUUAGUGGACAGUGAUUGAAAACAAAAAUAAUGAUAAUAAUAAAUUAUUAUUAUUAUUAUUAUUAUUAUUAUUAUUAUUAUUAUCAUUAUUAUUAUUAUCAUUAGUAGUAGUAGUAGUAGUAGCAGUAUGAGGAACAAGACCUGGCCAUAAAACAUUGCUGUCAAGUUAGAAGAAUAUUGCCACUAUAUUUCUUAUAUGUGUGUAUAAAAAAGUGACUGAAAUGAAGCAAGAAAGCUAAGAAUCAGCAGCUAUGUUAAUUUUUGUAUUGAUUUAGUAAUAUGAUUAUGCUGUUUGAAUUUUUUGAUAAUGUCAAACUUAAAAUUAUUUUAUUUUUGUCAUUAUUUCACUAUCAUCUUUCUGAAAUACCAAGAUAAUUUAGCCAUUGACCCUCAAAGGGAAUCCUUGUUUAUGGUGUUUGCCAAACUUUGCGCCAGGAAAAUUGUACAAUUAUAUAUGGCAUGUGAAAAAGACAGACCUUGCUCUUGACUAGCGCUCUCUCUCUCUCUCUCUCUCUCUCUCUCUCUCUCUCUCUCUCUCUCUCUCUCUCUCUCUCUCUCUCUCUCUCUCUCU